Molecule: messenger RNA, 2205 nt
Organism: Closterium sp. Naga37s-1
Lineage: Eukaryota; Viridiplantae; Streptophyta; Zygnematophyceae; Desmidiales; Closteriaceae
Source: the annotation of a GenBank genome assembly
AUGGCUGUACCGGCGCACCUUCACGCACUUCCGCCGCUACCCUAUCCUUCCGCACUCACAUUCCCAUCGCGCACGUCGCGCGCACUGGGCGCGCCGCAAUGCACUCUGCCUCUUAGACGACGGGUGCACGACUUUCUCAGCGGCGAGCCUGCGCGUACAGCAGGGAGCAUCCAUGGAGAAUGGAAUAGAUCCGCGCAGCGAGGAUUCCGGGAAGGAGGGCGACGCGCCGGCAGUAGGGAGUCAAUUGUCGCUGCGAUUGGGGGAUCUAGUGGGGGGACUGCAGCGCCGUCGCGUGGACAAGGGAGCGGCGUCCCGCAAGCCAAUCACACGUCGAGCUCAUCCGACUCGGACUCUGACACUUCUCCUGCCCGUCAAUCCUCCUCACUCUCCGCCUCCGCCGCCUCCUCCGCAUCCGCAGCUGCCGCCAAUUCCGCCUCCGCGCGCCACCGGCUCCGCGGGUUGCGCGCCGAUGACAUCCGCCACCCGCUGGACCGCCAGAACACCGCGCUCCUGCGCGCAAUUCCCGGGUUAAACGACCUCGGCCGCGUGCUCUUAGGCCCGGUACAGGAGCAGAUUCUCGUGCUGGAAAAUCUCGGGUCGGGAGUGCUCGUUUCCCCGCAGCAGCUGCCGUCCCUCCACGCGCUAAUGGAAGAAGCGGCCGCCGCGCUCGACAUGCCGUCGCCGCCGGACCUAUAUGUGCGGCAGAGCCCCGUUCCUAACGCGUACACGCUCGCGAUCAACGGCCAGAAGCCGUUUGUGGUGGUUCAUACAGCGCUACUAGACCUCCUCUCGCCGAUCGAAGUCCAGGCCGUGCUCGCGCACGAGUUAGGGCACUUAAAGUGCGAGCACGGGCUCUGGCUCACCUUCGCGAAUCUCCUCGCGCUCGGCGCCGCGAGCUCGCUGCCGGGAUUCCUCGGCACGAUGCUCGCGCGCGGGCUGGAAGACCAGCUGCUGCGGUGGCUGCGCGCGGCGGAGCUGACGUGCGACCGCGCGGCGCUGGUCGUCGUGCGCGAUCCCCGCGUGGUCGUAUCCGUACUGAUGAAGCUCGCGGGCGGAAGCACUAGCGGAGGCGGAAGCGGAUGGGGUGUGGGGCGCGCGGGGGGAGGCCCCGGGGGAAAUGACUGGGGCUGGUCGGGGAUGGGGGGAGCCAGGGCGGGGUCGUCCGCGGGGGCUGCUGGCGCAGGGGGGAAUGAGGGCGGGGGUAGCAGGGGUAGCUGGUGGGCAGAAGAAUUGAGUGUUGACGCUUUUUUGGCGCAAGCGAGGUCUUAUGACGAGGCUGCAAAUAGCGGGCCACUAUCGUGGUACCUACGGAAUGCGCAGACGCGACAGCUGGCGCACCCGUUGCCCGUCCUGCGCGCUAGAGAGGUGGACCGAUGGGCUAGAAGCCCGGAGUUUAAGGUGCUGAUGGGGCGAGGUAAUGUUCCAUCAGCAGGUAUGGUGGGGGCAGCCAAAGGGGCAGGCGCUGGUGGUGGAAGAACUGCUGGGAGCAGUGAGGAAGCUUCUGGGAAUGGCAUGUCUGGCUCUGCUAGGAAGGACAGUGGAAGAACGAUGGAAUCCCGCUGCGUCGUCAUGGCAUCCAUCGCCGCCACAGCCCUAGCGCCGACUGCGCGGCUCGCCACCCCUCCCUCCGCUUCCGCGGCUUCUGAUGCUUCUUCCGCCGGCGCGACCCCUCUUCUUCCGCUCCGCUCCGGAUCAUCCGGUCGUCCACUCUCCCGCCAGAGCGCAGCGUUCUCCGCGCCUUCUCUCGGAGAAUUCGCGCAACCUUCCGCCGCUUCCGCGCGGGGGCGUCGAGGCGCAGUGCUUGUUCGGGCUGAGUCGGUGGAAGCCAAAGUGGCAAGAGAAGAGACACAACCUGGCGCGGCAGCGUCUGCAUAUUCAGAUUCCGAGGGCGAAGACGCCUCCGCUCCGCGUCUCACGGUGGCGCAGAAGCUGCAGCUGCAGAUGUCCUCCCCGACCUCCCUUCCCGACGGCACCACCAUCCCGCUCCCCAUCGGCGGGCGGCGGCGCGUGCUCUCCGCCUCGUACCCGCUCGCGGCUUGGACGCCCGCGCAGAAGCGCAACCUGGCGCGCGCAACGCUGCUCAGCAAGGUGGGGGAGCGGAACGACUCGCCGCUCUUCGCCACAAUCGGCGCGCUUGUUCUCGGCCCCCCAGUCGUCAUCCUAGCCGUCGCUUUUUUCUCCGGAUACGUCGACUUUCUGGGCUGA